UAAUUUCUUUGACGUUCUAACCAUAGAUGUUGUUUAUGAAGACAACAUAUAAUAAGAGUUAAACUAGUUUAAAUUCCUAAAAUCGUAAUAUGCCACUACAGGUGAUAUAGUUUUCAUACUGCGCGCGAGUCAGUUUGCUUUGAAACAUAUUUAAGCGCUCGCUCGCGCUCAUUAGUAAAUUGACCGUUACAAAUCUAACCGCUCGCCUCAUCGUGUAGCCUUCUCGACGACUGUACUCGGUCAAAUUACAUUUUAAACACCUCUCUCUUAAAAAAAUAAGUUUAAAGCAGUAUGGAUGCAGGUGAUGCGAGUCAACCAAUCACUCAGUCUGCAGAAUAUGAACAGGCACCAUUAGUUAUUUGCAAAGAGAACACAAAAGGGGAUCUACCUGACUCUUCAACCAGUGCACAUCUUGGUGACUCUCCAAACGAUGAAGAUGCAAAACAGAAGUUGGAUGUUGAGAUAUCCGCAAGAAAUAUUUUCAACAAUAGCAAUGCAGGCCCUUUCAUCUCUGUCAACCAGAGUGGCGGUGUCCAGUUUAUCCCCUGCCAGCAGAGAUAUGAUACCUUCACUUCCUGGCCUGGGUCUCCCAUAAUGCAGUAUGCUGUCCACUCCAGCAAUGGCACUUACAUUGUAUCUGAAGAUAAGGGCCAAGCCACCGCUGGAGGUAUGUCUGCGUAUCAGAUUUCCUCUCCUGCAUCUGGCCUUUCCCAGGCAAUGGACGGCUCACCUGGCUCUCUGCCAAGCCCUCAGCAUCUGACUGUGGAAGCAUCACGUAAGAGGGAACUCCGACUGAUGAAAAACAGGACGGCAGCCAAAGAGUACAGACGCAGGAAGAAGGACUAUGUGCGGAGCUUAGAGAUGCGCAUCGCCGUCAUUGAAAACCAGAAGCAGAAAAUGACAGAAGAGCUGGACAGUCUAAGGCAAAUGUGCGCUGGAAAGUCCAGUUCAAUUUAGUGGCACACUAAACUGCUGCAAUCUGUUUUGAUUCUGUUUUACUGUAAAAUAUUGUUGUCAUAUGUGUGUUUUAUAUCUUCUGUGAAAAUUGAACAGUAGACCAGCACUGCCUAUUCACAUUAGGCUUUUUUGAAGAUUUUAUAUUGACAAUUGGACUAUAUAUUUCAAAUAUUUACUGUAUCUACUUUAAGAGAAAUAUUUAAUUUAAUAUCAAAGGACCGCUUAUAUGAGUCAUUCACAAACACACCAGCUCCAAAACUGAUAUGAAUACAGCUACUGUAUAUACUUACUGUAAUAAAUAUAGGAUAAACAGAUAUGUGUUGUAUAGAUGAAGUGUUUUUGUGUUUAUGGCAUAUUAAUCCAAAGUUAAGUUCAAAAAUGUAACUAAAUACACCAAAUAUUAUAACAAAAAUGAAAUAUUGUUUGUAACAAAUAUAUAUUCUUGAAUCCUUCCGGGUGGUUUUUCAAGUGGCACAGUCCUUCAGAGUUUCCACUGAGACUAUUAGCACAGUUUUAUGUUUAUCUUUAGCUUUUGUUUAAAUAAAUGUAUCUAGCUUUCCAUUUAAUGGCGUUUUGUUGUUGCUUUUUAUGUUGAGAGAUCUGUGUUUGGAAAUGUUUCACAGUGCAGUUAUUAAUAACUGUAACUUUUGUGUGUGUGUGUGUGUAAUAUAAUUACUUUUAAAUGUU
Messenger RNA from Onychostoma macrolepis, 1644 nucleotides. It is a transcript of the gene cremb, whose product is annotated as cAMP responsive element modulator b. Gene Ontology annotation, molecular function: DNA-binding transcription factor activity, RNA polymerase II-specific; RNA polymerase II cis-regulatory region sequence-specific DNA binding. Bases 292 to 957 code for a protein of 221 amino acids. Gene Ontology annotation, cellular component: ATF4-CREB1 transcription factor complex; nucleus. The record is from RefSeq and is a predicted model, not a curated record. Gene Ontology annotation, biological process: regulation of transcription by RNA polymerase II. Lineage: Eukaryota; Metazoa; Chordata; Actinopteri; Cypriniformes; Cyprinidae. The transcript is spliced from 6 exons.